GCUUGUGUGGGUGGUCCUGCCCACAGCCCUGUGUUUGUUUGAGUUCUGAGCCCCUGUGAGGAUACAAUGUUCCCACUCGGUUCUGAUCUUUCCUCCUCACUGCACUCUCUGGCACGGCAGGAGGGGAAGCCAGUGUGGGAUUUACUAUUAAAUCCACAUCUUCCAAUCCCCCUACUGUUUUUUUGGGAGUUGUCUCUGGAUACUGUAUGUGUGCUCUGUUCUCAUCCCAAUGGAGGCUUUAAGAGACUCUGUUGUCCACAUUACUUUUCAGAUGUCUGCCUACAAGCGAGCAACUCUGGACGAGGAGGAUCUGGUGGACUCUCUUGGAGAAGGCGAGGUGUACCCCAAUGGGCUUCAGGUCAGUCUGCGUGGCGUUAGGCAGCGCUCCAGCUGCUGGACGGAAAGGACUCAUGUGGAGAAGAGGCUGCUAGCCCUGGUUGUCCUUCUGUCUAUAGGACUACUAGCCUGUGUGCUGUCCCUUGCCAUACAGUACAGAAACAAUCAUAAUGUCUGCCUGUCGGAUUCCUGCAUCUCCGUUACCAGCUCCAUACUCCGCUCUCUGGAUCAGUCAGUCGACCCGUGCCAGGAUUUCUACAGCUACGCGUGUGGCGGAUGGAUCAGAUCCAACCCCAUUCCUGAUGGACAUUCCCGGUGGGGAACCUUCAAUGAUCUCUGGGAGCACAACCAGGCCAUCAUGAAGAGACUGCUAGAAAACUCGACAAUGAACAUCAGCAGUGCAGCCGAGCACAAGGCGCAAAGAUACUAUCAGGCUUGCAUGAAUGAGACCAAGAUUGAGGCGCUCGGCUCAAAACCCCUGCAAGACCUGAUCGAGAAGCUUGGUGGAUGGAAUAUUACAGGCCCUUGGCAUCAGGAUAACUUUCAGGAGACCCUGCAAUCAGUAACUGCGUAUUAUCGCACCUCUCCCUUCUUCUCAGUGUCUGUCAGUGCGGAUUCCAAGAACUCCAACAGUAACGUUAUACAGAUCGACCAGUCUGGACUGGGAUUACCAUCCCGAGACUAUUAUCUGAAUAAAACGGAAAACGAGAAGUUCCUCACAGGUUACUUAAACUUCAUGGUGCAGUUAGGAGUGCUGCUCGGGGGGAGCGAAAACUCUACGAGGGAGCAGAUGCAGGAGAUCCUAGAUUUUGAAACGGCUUUGGCAAAUAUCACUAUUCCUCAGGAGAAGCGCAGAGAUGAGGAACUCAUCUAUCACAAGAUUACAGCUGGAGAGCUGAAGAACCUGGCACCUGUGAUUGAUUGGAUGCCCUUCCUUCAGUCUGUCUUCCAUCCGGUGGAAAUCAACGAAUCUGAGCCUGUGGUGGUUUACGCCAAAGAAUAUCUUACAGAUGUGUCCACCCUCAUCCAUUCCACUGACAAAAGGAUUCUUAAUAAUUACAUGAUCUGGAACCUGGUCAGGAAGGCCAGCUCGUUUUUGGAUCAGCGUUUCCAGGAUGCCGAGGAGAAGUUCAUGGAAGUCAUGUACGGAACCAAAAAGACCUGUAUCCCUCGCUGGAAGUUCUGUGUCAGCGAUACAGAUAAUAACAUGGGCUUUGCUCUGGGUGCCAUGUUUGUCAAAUCCACAUUUGAUGAGAACAGUAAAGGUCGGGCUUUACAAAUGAUCCGGGAGAUAAAGACAGCUUUUGAGGAGAGUCUGAGCAGCCUCAGCUGGAUGGAUGAAGAGACUCGCAAGGCGGCCAAAGAAAAGGCUGAAGCAAUCUAUGAUAUGAUUGGUUACCCAGGCUUUAUCGUGGAUCCAAAGGAGCUGGACAAAGUGUUCAACGAUUACGAGGUGACGUCUGAUCUGUACUUCGAGAACGUCAUGAUGUUCUAUAACUUUUCCGGGCGUCUGACCGCUGACCAGCUGCGCAAGGCUCCUAACAAGGACCAGUGGAGUAUGACACCCCCAACUGUGAACGCCUAUUACUCCCCCACCAAGAACGAGAUUGUGUUCCCUGCCGGGAUCCUCCAAGCUCCAUUCUACUCCAGCAGCUCCCUGACGGCGCUAAACUUUGGUGGUAUUGGUGUUGUAAUGGGACACGAAUUAACACAUGCCUUUGAUGACCAAGGUCGGGAAUAUGAUAAAGAUGGGAACCUUCGCCCCUGGUGGAAGAACUCAUCUGUGGAGGCCUUCAAGAAGCAGACAGAAUGCAUCACAGAGCAAUAUGAGAAUUACACCGUGAACGGAGAGCCCGUGAAUGGCAAACACACGCUGGGAGAGAACAUCGCUGACAACGGGGGUCUCAAGGCUGCGUAUCGGGCUUACCAGAACUGGGUGAAAAUGAACGGCAAGGAGAAGCUCUUACCCUCUCUCGGCCUCACCAACGACCAGCUCUUCUUUGUAGGAUUUGCUCAGGUCUGGUGCUCGGUGCGCACCGAUGAGAGCUCGCACGAAGGCCUCAUCACCGACCCACACAGCCCUCCUCGGUUCCGUGUCGUCGGCUCGGUCUCCAACUCAAAAGAAUUUGCAAAACAUUUCCAGUGCCCUCUGGGGUCACCCAUGAACCCAAUCCGCAAAUGUGAAGUGUGGUGAAAGGUGGAGGCGUCCAGCUGGUGGAUGGGUGAAGAGCGUGUAGGGGUAACCACUAGCUGGGAGGGACACAUUGCGACCUCCCAACCUCACGAGAAAUCCUCUUUCCUGAAGUGCCGUUUUUCCUUUUCACACUGAAUAGGGUUUGGUUUCUCCUCCGGCAGUGACCCGCUGCACUAAUGUGUAGACAAUCGUUUGUGUUGUGCCAUUGUACACUUCUCCCGUCGCGUUUUGUGGUAAACUACGUAUGUUUGAACGCGCCGGCUAGCCUCGCUGCGGUCUGACACGCGCCGGUUAGCGGGUGGGAUAGAGGUUAUUUCGUUAGUGUUCACGUCUGUGUGCAUUUAAAGGGACAGUGAUGCUGCUGCAUUCAGUCUUCACUGUUAAAUUGCCUUUUCCUUUAAGACUUCACACGAUGCCUACAAUCCUAGUGAAGAUCUGUGCCAGGCUGUAAUGUAUAUAUUCUAUACGUGUGUAUAUAAGUGUCUGUAUAUAUUUAUAUCACAUCUCCAUGUCUCGGAUUAAAUACUUUGUAGCUUUGUAA
Molecule: messenger RNA, 3071 nt
Organism: Spea bombifrons (plains spadefoot toad)
Lineage: Eukaryota; Metazoa; Chordata; Amphibia; Anura; Pelobatidae
Gene: ECE1
Product: endothelin converting enzyme 1
Exons: 18
Coding region: 230-2530 (766 amino acids)
Biological process (GO): peptide hormone processing
Cellular component (GO): plasma membrane
Molecular function (GO): metalloendopeptidase activity
Source: RefSeq, a predicted model, not a curated record